This is a messenger RNA of Seriola aureovittata, 3847 nucleotides long. It is a transcript of the gene asmt, whose product is annotated as acetylserotonin O-methyltransferase. Gene Ontology annotation, molecular function: acetylserotonin O-methyltransferase activity. The record is from RefSeq and is a predicted model, not a curated record. Gene Ontology annotation, biological process: methylation; melatonin biosynthetic process. The transcript has 8 exons. NCBI's taxonomy places the organism in Eukaryota, Metazoa, Chordata, Actinopteri, Carangiformes, Carangidae. Bases 27 to 1103 code for a protein of 358 amino acids.
UGGGGUGUCCUGUCUAAGACCUGGCCAUGGCUGAACGUCAAGAGAUGAUUUCAACUGAGGGGACACCUGCUGCAGACGCAUACCCCAGGAAAAUACUGGAGUAUAUGGAAGGAUUCCUUAUUUCGAAGACGGUGUUCGCGUCCUGCGAGCUGGGUGUGUUUGAUUUGUUGCUGGGUGCAGAGCGCCCCCUGUCUGCAGAGGAGAUCAGUCAGGCGGUGGGUGCCAGUCUGGAUGGCACGCAGAGACUGCUGGCUGCCUGCACAGGCCUGCAGUUGCUCAACACGCAGCAGGACCAAGGACGAGUGUUAUACAGUAACACAGAGCAGGCCAGUGUCUACCUGACGCGUUCCAGUCCAUUAUCUCUCUUCCAGUCCAUCCAGUACAACUCCAGAACCAUCUACCUCUGCUGGCACUACCUGACUGACGCUGUCAGAGAGGGAAGAAACCAGUAUGAAAAGGCUUUUGGAGUCAGCUCUAAGGACCUGUUUGAAGCUCUCUACAGGUCUGAUGAGGAGAUGGUGAAAUUUAUGCAGUUAAUGAACUCCAUCUGGAACAUCUGUGGUGAAGACGUGAUCACGGCCUUUGACCUUUCGCCUUUCAAGGUUAUUUGCGACCUUGGAGGCUGCAGUGGAGCAUUAGCCAAGCAGUGCACGUCAGCCUACCCAGAAUGCACUGUGACGAUCUUUGACCUCCCCAAGGUGGUGCGUAUGUCGAGGGAACACUUUGUCAGCGAGGCUGACCAGAGGAUAAGCUUCCACCAAGGAGACUUCUUCAAAGACCCCCUGCCGGAGGCUGACCUCUACAUCCUUGCCAGAAUCCUACACGACUGGACAGACGAACGCUGCAUAGAGCUACUUAGUAGAAUCUACAAAGCCUGCAAUCCAGGAGGCGCUGUGUUGCUGGUGGAGGCGUUGCUCCAUGAGGACGGCUCCGGCCCACUGACAGUGCAGCUCUACUCCCUCAACAUGCUGGUGCAGACGGAGGGCAGGGAGAGGACUGCCGCCCAGUACGCCGCCCUGCUUGCUGCUGCCGGCUUCACCAACAUCCAGCACCACCUCACUGGGAAGAUUUACGACGCUGUGCUGGGACACAAAGAGAUGUAAGAUCAAAAACCUAGGCUACUCGUGUACCGGGGCUGAAAGAUCACACCACAUGAAAACACUGUGUUACUAUUUGUGUAUUCCUUUAGGAUUUGUUUUAAUUGUAGCUGAAGGUUCUUCAAAAAAAAAUUAAAAAAGACAAAAACACUUUUUCACACAACCUGACAAAAUCGUAUUCUUUAUCAUCUUGUUUAAGCUAUAUGAAGCUAAAAUUGGUGUAAAACAUUCAAAUACAAGGCCCUUUUUUAUGGCCACUCAUUUCUUAUCCAGGUUCCCUGUAUUUCGCAUAUUUGGUUUUGCUGGAAACUUGAUGUGAUGGGUUUGGGUUUGAGUAAUGCUUGGCCUGAAAACAUCAGUUUGUAAUGGAUCCAAGACUGUGUCCUACACUUUAUAAAGUAACAAGACCUGCUCAGCUAUCAUGAACAAUGUUAGUCCACAAACAACAACUCAAAGUAACGUGCAAUGUGUAUUCUCGCUAAACAACAGAAUCAAGAGGCAGUAGGCUUUUCUAAUAGUGUUUCAUAAUCAGAGAAAUGGGUGGUUUUGUUUUGAAAACAAUUAGGAAGUGUCAAAUAUGACUUAUGACCGACCAGUUAGUAUGAUUACUGGCCCAUAUUGGCAAACCUGAUUAAAUGUGGUGGUUUAAUAGACUGUGACCAAACAAAAAGGAAACCUGGUACCGAACGAUAUUUUGAUAGUUUGCAUGGUGAACACAUCUGACGGGGGAAGAAACACAAUACUGCAGUACAAGCCGGUUGCAGGUCUCAUCGUUUUGUGUGAUAACAACAUCACUGCUGCGUCUUUCCAGCUGCCAAAUGUUGCAGUUCCGUCUCAUUAUUUGUGUAAUGUUGUUACUUGUUUGAGUGGGAGGUGUUGGUAAAUGAUGUCUAACAAGGUCAUCGUCAUCCGUGCACCCUCUCAUCUCACUAACUCACUGUUUUGUCAGUGUUUUGGUGAAUUUUGCUUAAUUCUUGCAACUUCCUGAUGAGUUCACCUCCGGGAAAAGCUCUCAAACUUGGUGAACAUGACACUUGAUGUAAUUAUAUGCAGGGCUGCUAUUGUUAUUCAGCAUCUAUCGUGAGAAUUAGCUUAUUGGUUAGACAGUGCUAUUGAUAGACUGUCAGAAAAAAAAAUUGGUUUUAAACUAAAAAUUGAAUAUGGCCCACUUGGCUUUGAUACAGUAUGAUCCAUACUGGUAUAAUACAUGACAUUACAGUUAAAAAGGCAGAGUUAUUUAGAGUUUGUAUGGAGCCUAAUAAUGUCACAUCCCUUUAUUCGUAUUUUUCUUGCCACCUACAAAAAACUUCAUUCUUGUGUUCCACUUUCUUCACCACUCAUUCAUUUUCUUUGCCGUUUGUUUUGUACUGAACAUGUAGCGUUAUCUUAUAGCAGCUUCUAUUCUGGGAAUAGCUGCCAGCGUAUUGGUUUUGUUGAUCCAGGUAAUUAAACGAAUUAGCUGAAAGUUACAAGCAGCUGCGGAGUGAUGUGUUGAUUCUCAGUGGGACCACUGGCAUAAGAAACCCUUUUGCAUAACCAGGAGUGCUCUCAUUGAAUGUGAAUCUAAAAUAUACUUCUUAAAGUAUCUUUAAUAUUUGAAGAUAAAUUUGUUCUCUGUGAGUCAGGACAUAUUUAGCAAACUUCCAAAAAUUUAACAAGUUGCCAGCCAAAGCUAAAGUGAGCAGAAAUGUUAUCAUUCUCAGGUGAUUGCGCCGGCAAUUAACUUUCUUGAUAAAAGCUAUAUAGUUAUCUAACAAGUCCUCUGAUUAAAACAAGAUGUGACUCUUCUGUGAGAUGUAAUUUAUUUUCACCACUGUAGAACUGCAAUGUGUGACAGUGUGUAGUAUUUGGUAAAGCUAAGUACUUACAGACACACAGUGUCCACGGCAACGAUGUAAUGAGUUAUUACAGCUGGAGGAACACUUACUGUGUUUCAUGCCUCAUUACCACCUAAGGACAUUCCCUGUACUAAUACUAUUCCUGCAGCACGGCCAGUAGGGAGCAGUGUAGUACAAAGGUAUAUGAUAUUAUACGUGAAAAAUGUAUGAUAUACACGGUUUGUGUCACGGUCACCUCACACCCCAACUCACCCACCCCCCGACAUACAGUAUAAAUGCAGCAAGAGGGGAUAGUAAGGUGUGGGAAAGCAUGAAGAGAACAUGCACAGUAAUAGAAACACUACCUCUGCUACUUGUAAGCAUUAUUUUGUAUAACAUGUAUCGAUGAGUGAAAUAGUGUCUAUGGUAAAUUUAAAUCAUUAUCACUCAUUCAUAUCCUUUAUUCUGCGUCUCCAGUGUCAGGGUUCAAAAACACCCUGUGGGAACAUGCUUAUCAUGUUUCUAACAAUAAAAUACCAAAGCUUGCAUAUAUUAGGGCUAAGUUUGCGCCUUGACCUGUUCCAAAUCCAGACAAUCAAGAGAGAGACUAAACCUAGUCCAGUCUGAUUCUGCCGUUAAGUGAUUAGCCAUACUCUGCAAAGGUCAACCACUAUUAGGUGGUGUGCAUUGUGAGCUUCCAGUCUCAUCGUUAAGAACAUGAACUUCCCUCCAUAUCUGUUCUCAUCGCUCAAUCCUAAGCCCCUGUCUCUGAACCCCUCGCCUCUUACUGUUCUUAACAGCAUAGUAAAGCUUUCUUUGUACCGUGUUCUUUGUAAUGUUGGAUGUGACUCAAUAAAUCUUCUCCACAAUGGCCCAGCACAUCUUUUAUUUCACCUCCUCCGUGCACAGGAUGUAUUCAAAAUGCAGAUCUCA